CGUUCACGACCUAGUCAAAGAAAAUGUUCCAGAAGAAGUUCCAGCCUCCCGGCCUAUUGAAGAGCCUACCCCCGCAGAAGAGUCUACUUUCAAACCAAUAGAGGAAUCUGGAGACGCACCUCUACCUACUAUAGAAGAAGCAGUGGCCAAGGAAGAAACCCCAGCAUCUCAAGACGACGCCCCUCAAAUUGAAGAGCCUGCGCCAAGCCACGAUGAGACCGUCGCCGAGGUUGAGCCUGAGCUCAUAGUCAAACAAGAGUCACCUCAGGAAGUAGAUGAGCUAGCUCCCGAGCCCGAACUUCCAACUGAGGAGAGCGAUGAACCCGAAGUAACUAUUCGUGACACAUUGCAGUCCGAUGAUAGUUUAGAGGUCAAGACUCCCGCAGAAUCCCCGCCUGGGAAGGUAAUUGCCACAGAAGAAUUGCAGCCCGAACAGGAGCCCGAACCAGAGCCAGUGAUGCCAGAUAAUUCCGAGGAGCCGCAAGCGGAUAUAGCUCCCGAAGCUCCUGCAGAAGAAUCACCCGAGGCAGUCUCCGAGGUUGAACCUGAACCUGAACCUCCUGCUGAGCCGGCCGACGUAGCAGAACCAUCUGCACCUCUACUAGAACCACACCCCAUCGAUAUCGCCGAACCCGAGCCCACGGCAGACGCUGACCCCGACGAUAUCGCACCACAAGAAACAGUAGAAGCCGAACAGGCACCAGCUGAUGAACCAAUUACCGAGUUAAUGGUUGAAGAGGCACUUCCGGAGGUAGCCGAAGAGGAGGCCGCGGAGCCAGUUCCAGUUCAGGAACCCAUCGAGCAGCUAGCCAAGGAAGCAACUGAACAAUUGGUUGACGAGCCACCUGCUGAGACCGCUGAGGAGCUAGUCGCUGCAGAAGAUUCCAGUGUUGUAGAAGAAGCCGGCCUUGUUGCUGAAACCCCAAUUGCUCUAGAGGAUAUUAUGCAAGAUUCCACGAUCCCAGAAGAGCCCGCGGCAACGGAGGAGCCAGGGUCCCAAGAGGAGUUAGCUACAAUACUGGAAGAGCCUACAGUUGCUGGCGAACUACAAGAGGAAUUACCCGCCAUACCCAGAGAAGAGAUUAUUCCGGAGGAGCUGACGACGACGGAAGAUCUUGUUAUUCCAGAUGAAACAGAGAUCGUUCCGAUAGAAGCUACUCCCGCCGACGACGUGGCCGUGGAAUUAUUGCCCGAGCCUGAGCCUGAGCCCGUCGCUAUUGAAGAGGAGCUCGUUACUCAACAGGAUGUCUUACAGGAAUCUACUACCGUAGAAGAUUCCGUCCCUGCAGAAGAAGCCACCCUUGCAGAGGAAUCGCCGAUUCCGGUGGAUGUCCCAGUUGAGUUGGGACCGGCCCAAGUUGAAGAGAGUCCUGAUGAGAAACCCGGCGAUGUGCCAGUGGAGUCUGUUAUUGAAGAGCAAAUCAUUCCAGAGAAGUCACAGGAACAAGCGCAGGCUCAACCACAAGACGAGGCAGAAAUCCCAUUGGAGAAGGCCGCGAAUGGUGAAAUCCCCAUUGCCGUGGACUCAGAGCCGCCCCUCAACGAAACAGUCAAUGAAAGUUCCGAGGAAGCACUCGUUGAGCCACCGGAAGUUUCCGAAGGCCAAGUCAGUAUCCAACUUGCUACGGAUGAUACCGAGCAAUUGGUGCAAGAACCAGCAUUGGAAACUAUCAGUGAGCUUGUUGAAGAGUCUAUCGAAGAAUCCGCCGAAGAGCCCGCUGAAAAAGCCAUACAAGAAUCCGUUCAGGAUGCAGCUGAAGAGACGGUACCAUCCGAUCUCCCAAUCGCAAGCGAGGGUGGAUCAUUAGAACCGCAACCAACGGGACCAGCAGAUGAACCAUCUGCUGGAAUCCCAGAGGCUGUCGAAGCUGAAGCUCCCACUGCUGAACAAGAUCCAACUACGGCAGAACAAGACUUGACUGUCGCUGAUACGGAAGUACCUGUCGCCGACGCAUCUUCACCAAUAGAGCAAGAACCCGCAGACGAGCUUCGCGAGCCCGAACCGCCAGCCGAAGAAAAGGCUCCUAUUGUCGAAUCUGAAGACGAACCACACGACGACCAGGCGAUUAGAGCCGAAGAACAGGACGCCGUCGAAUCCAAAAGUCUCGCACUACAACCACCAGAAGACACAUUGGCCACUGAACCAGACGUCGACGAUGAGUUCGUUGUCAUUGAAAAAGCCGACGUGAGAGGGUUUGAAGAAGCCACGGAUAACAUCGGCCUCGAGCAGGAACCACCACGCGACAAAGCGCCAACCACAGAAGAAGUUUCUGCUCAACAAGAACCUCCCGAAUCGUCGCCCAAAGAGCCGGUGGAGCAUCAAGUCGCAGCCUUAGAUGAAUCGCCAACCCAAGAACAGGCCGAUGUUAGCGAAGACAAGCUUUCGGACGAGAUUCUAGCCACACAUGUGAGCGCCGAGGAAUCUCAAAAGGUUAGCGAUGAAGUUAUCGCCGAUAAUCCUGAAGCUCCCACGGUAGAUGCGUCCGAAGAACGACUAUUUUCGGCUUUAGAGGCAGCUGAUGACCAGGAAAGACGACCUGGUGAGUCCAUCGUUGAGAGUGGCAUUAUUGAUACCGAACCACCUGUGGGACCAGCCACAGAAGAUGAUACCCCUCAAGAUCGUGGUCAGGGUGCCGCAGAGAAAGACACCCUAGAGGAUCAGUCAGUUGAUACAACUGCAACUCAUACCCUAGUCGAUAUUUUAGCUGAUGAUUCCGGUAUCGCGCCGCUCGAAAAGACAAUCCAGGAGGAACCUGAAGUCAAACCAGACGUCCCAGAGGAAGAUGCGCUCCCAUUCGUCAGCACAAAAGAAAUCGCCAGUGAAGAACCUGAGGAGGUACCUGGUGAUAUUGGUCUAGUCGAGACUCCUGACCAAGAGUCCAAGAGUGUGCCGGAGCCCAUCCCCAAGGAAGCAGAGCAAGAGAAAGACUCGACAUCCCAACAAGAGCCCGAAAAAUUAGAAGAACCAGUUGAGCCGACAAGUGUCUUGCCAGCCCACGCAGCAGAAGAGAAGGGUGUUAUCCCAGAAGCCAAAGAGGAUGGCCACUCUAACUUAGUCGAAGCGGGAAUUGUUGGGGCAGCCACUGCUGCAAUUGCUGGUGGUACAAUUGCCCAUGGGCACACAUCUGGAAAGGAGACAUCUGACCAACCCGCUGAACACAUUGCCGAAAAGCCAAAUGAGCCUCAGCAAAUAGCUGUGCACACUGGCGAACCUGAAAUUACGCACGGUGAAUCACUACGCGAGAAAGAAACUUCCGGUCUCAAACAAUCAGAAAAACCAAUUAUCCAUGAAGCAGGUGAUCAAUGCGCAAUUGUCUCCGAAGUUUCUCGGUCGGUAGACCCCGUCAAUGUCACUAUCUAUGAGGCUCCAAGGGAUUCAAGGAACUUCGACUCCGUAGCACAAGAUGAGCAAGAAGAUCAGGACCUAGCUCAUGCCACCACAUCUGAGUCUCCCGAGAUAGUGGCGGCCAACACGCCUCUUGAGGAAUCUUUUACAAUGAUUGAGAAAGAACCAAUUCCUCAAAGAAGCAGCAAACGGGCACUUAGACCGUCUCUAAAGCAUUCAGGUACACAGACUGAAUCUGAUUAUGAAUUUAUCCCUAACGAGGCUCCAAGUCCAUACGGCUACUUCAAUCCUGCUGACUUGAUACCUCGAUCAACAACUCCAGGCAUUGUUCUUCCUGACCUCACAGAUUCUAGGGCAAGGGCCUUAAGUCGUGCAAAAAGCGUCAGGAAGCAACGUAGACGAACCCUUAGGAACUCGGAGGAAACAGUCGCGGCGGCCGUUAUUAUAUACGCCGCCGCUCGGGAGCUUAGUCCUCCGCCCGAUACUCGCUUAGGUAGUGCCCAAGUCGAGAAAGAUGUUGCAGAAGUUCUGGAACAAGCUCAGGGGGUCGCUCAGAAAUCGGAUGACGUUUCUUCGUUAGGGGAUGUAGCAGGGAAUCAGAGCGUUGGCCAGAAUGAUUUUUCACUGCCCGUUGCUGACCUGGUUACAGACGACGAAGAAAAGAAGUCCGCAGACGAGCGACACCACCGGCAUCGGCAUCAUCACCACCAUCAUCAUCAUCAUUCGUCACGAUCGAGGGAUAGCAAGAGUAGCAGCGAGCACAUACGUCACCGCAGCAGUCGACCAGACAACAACCCCUCUAUUAAGUCUACUUCCGACCGUUCAGCCCCACCUACGCCAAAGAAGCAAGAUAGCGGUGUUUCAUUUGAAACCUCGCACAGUUCCUCGAGCCGAAGACACCGUACUCCCGAAGAGCAGGCUGCCCAUGACAAACGCAAGGAAGAAAGACGCGCCUCUCGCGAAAUCCACGACAAAGUGAAGGAGAGCAAAGGCAAGGAUCCAGAACCUCCGGUCGGGGAUAGACAAUCUCACCGAAGUUCAAGGCGGCACAGCAUCGCCCAAUCCGAAAAGUCUCAAACUGACAGACGCACUGAAAAGUCAUACUCGGAGAGGCCUUCCGAAAAAUCCUUUUCUGACAGGAUGUCUCAAAGAACCCAAUCCGAGAGGGUCUCGUCAAAAGGAGAGACUUCAUCCUCGAACAAGAAAUUCUUUGACUUGAAGGGCGAGAGUAUCCUAGCUCCAAACGUUGCUCCUCGUACCAGGACCAACAGUACAAAUGGCACUUCGAUUUCCAAGGACACGCCGAAGUCAGGAACCCUAAAGCGAUCUAGCACUACUAAGUCUCACAGAGAAUCGGUGGAUCUUUCUCGUACCAAGAGUCACCGCUCCCAUGAUGACUCCUCUAAGAAACGAAAGACAGAAUCGAAGAAUAGUGUGGAGGCCGGAUCUUCUAGCCCUAGGUCUUCGCCAUCAAAGGAGGAAGUCAAACAUCCAAGACGAGAAGAAAGACGGAAGGCUCGAGAGGCUGAAGAGGCAGCGGAAGCCGAAGCUAAGAAGAAGUCGAAACUCGGCGCCUCUUUCAAAAAGUUUUUCACCUUGGGGUUGAACAAAUCAAACUCAUAAACGACUAUCGGCCAGAAUGAGCAUCAUAGCGGGAUAAAAACAACGACGAAGGGGCUUAUGUGAUACUAACGAGGUUACGCUGCUGUUUCUUAUGUAUGGGUGAGUGAGUUGCUACGGGAUGUUCUUGUUACGCUGGAUCAUGAUUUGUCUUAUCUGUAAUGCCACGAUAUGUAUGGAUUUAUGUGUAUGAGGUUACGAAUUUUCAAUCUUGUUGCGGUAUCGAAGGACUCUUUUCUUUCGAAAAAGGAAUCAAAUGUAAACAAAAGGGAUUUCUUUUUGAUGUGUUACCUUUUAAAAUACGAAUGGGUGGAUUUACGAGCUCACUUUACUUUGAAUACAUCACCAUACUCUCUUUAAUCACCGUCUAAAUAUUUAGAUGCCUCUUACUUACCCACGUACUUCAUGAGACUUUAGCGAUGUAUGUAAGGCGAUUACAGCGAUUCUUACUAGGUAACCCCCCGAAAGAUUCAUACUCGAAUAAAUAAUCAUUACCUACCUAG
Molecule: messenger RNA, 5469 nt
Organism: Hypoxylon trugodes
Lineage: Eukaryota; Fungi; Ascomycota; Sordariomycetes; Xylariales; Hypoxylaceae
Exons: 1
Coding region: 458-4969 (1503 amino acids)
Source: RefSeq, a predicted model, not a curated record